Molecule: messenger RNA, 3752 nt
Organism: Gadus macrocephalus (Pacific cod)
Lineage: Eukaryota; Metazoa; Chordata; Actinopteri; Gadiformes; Gadidae
Gene: ferry3
Product: chromosome 9 C12orf4 homolog
Exons: 14
Coding region: 862-2535 (557 amino acids)
Biological process (GO): regulation of mast cell degranulation
Cellular component (GO): cytoplasm
Source: RefSeq, a predicted model, not a curated record
UAGGCUACUUAAAUAGGCCUACACGUAAUGUUAGAAAAUAAACCAGAAAACUGUCUGUAUCGUCUCCAAAGACACACUCUCAUAACAUUGUAAUAUGCUAUGGUUUAUUUAUAUUUAAAAGACAAAUAUUAAAAAAAACAUUUGUACACUACAGUUCCCAAAGUAAUAAAGAAAAAAGAAACAUAAAUAAUCCUACAAAGUAUAAUUUAGAAAAUAAUAAGAAAUAAUUCACCAAUUAGUUGUUGGCUACUUAUUUGAGUAUUCAAUAAGGAUUCUAGUGCUAUAGAAAGCGGUUUGUUUUUCACCUUAAAGUUAGAAUAGGUUCUCUGUCUUCGUCUUUCAUUGGUGUUUGCUUCUUUAUAGUUAAAUAUAGUUAUUAAAUAGUUAUGCAUAGGCUACAGGGCUUGUUUAACACCUGAUUAUAGCAAAUGGCUUAUUUUGAUAGUUAAAAUACAAUUAAUGAAAACUAAUAGUAAUUAAAUUAAGAACUUCAUCUUUUGUUUUUUACCUUUCUGAUGUGUUUUCUGUAAUAAUCGGUUGCCUUUUAUAAUAUAAUAUUAAAACCCUGGAGGUAGUAAUGCUGAUGUGUUACCGACAGAGGGAGACACACUCCAACACUGUUGGAAACCGGAAGUAAACACUUUUCGUCAGUACCGGUUUAGUGUUUUGCUGAAAUCUUAUCGUGAAGCAACAAUCCCGACAUGUUCAAGUGGCCGAGACCUUUUAAAUGAAUGCAAACAUCUAAUUUGGAGUAAAUUGAGGCUGGGCUGAAACGUACUGCGCUUCAUAAACGGCGGUCACCUGACCGCGGGUCAGCUGACCUCAAAGUCCGCCUGGUUCCUCUCUGCAGCAGACCCGACCAUGAAGAAGAACAAGGCCAAGGCGAGCGGGGCGGUGGAGCGGGACCUUGUGUUUGGGUUCAAGGCGGGCCAGCACCAGUGUGAGCUGAAGGUUCCUCUCCAGUUCCCCGUGAAGGACAACGUCAGCGACCUGCAUGGCCGCCUGAUGCUGCUGCACAAGAUCCCCUGCUUCGUGGAGGACGAGCUCAGGAGUUCGCUGUCGUCCUUCGUGGAGACAAACAGCAUCCGGGACUACGACCGGGAGGCAGAGCUAGCCCUGAGUCGACUGAGCUCCGGGGACACUGACAUCAACGGCCUCACCAGCGCCUGGGCCAAGGCCUACGCCGAGACGUCCCUGGAGCACGCGCGCCCCGAGGAGGCCAGCUGGGACGAGGACUUUGCGGAGGUGUACCACGAGCUGAUCCACUCGCCCGCCUCGGAGACGCUGCUCAACCUGGAGCACAACUACUGCCUCAGCAUCGCCGAGCUCAUCGGGGAGAGGGACAUGGAGCUGAAGCAGCUGCAGGAGAGACAGGCCUCAGAGAUGACUAGUGUGAUGCAGGAGCUGGGAAACACUCUGAGCGACCAGGACGUCAACACCGUCGCCUCGCAGCACUUUGAAGCUCGGCAGGUGCUGGAGAACCGCUGGGCCAGCGAGCUGAAGCACAUGUCAGAGAUCCAGAAGAAGGAGUACCAGGAGUGGGUCAUCAAGCUGCACCGCGACCUGCAGAGGGCCUCCAACAGCAGCAAGAUCAAUGAGGAGAUCAUGAUGCAGCCCAGCCAGAUGGAGGACUCUGAGGCCGGGGCGCGUCUGUACGAAGAGCAGCCUCUUCUGGAGGAGAGCUUCACCAUCCACCUAGGAGCCCAGCUGAAGACGAUGCACAACCUCCGUCUUCUGCGCGCUGACGUCCUGGACUUCUGUAAGCACGGGCGCCACGGCCGGGGCGGGGCCAAGCUGCGGCGGCUGCAGACGGCGCUGUCGCUGUACUCCUCCUCGCUGUGCGGCCUGGUGCUGCUGGUCGACAACAGGGUCAACUCCUACAGCGGCAUCAAGAGAGACUUCGCCACGGUGGCGGUGGAGUGCACAGACUUCCACUUCCCUCGGGUGGAGGAGCAGCUGGAGGUGGUGCAGCAGGUGGCGCUGUACGCCCGCGCCCAGCGCAGCAGCAAGCAGAGGGAAAACCCAGGUGGAAACACCACCGCUAAGGUCAAGAGGAACGGCGCCGAGGACAAGAACAAACAUCUGGAGCGGAACCCGUCCAACAUCGUACCAGGUGAGUUCUACAUCUCCCGCCACUCCAACCUGUCGGAGGUGCACGUGGUGUUCCACCUGUGUGUGGACGACCACGUGCGCCUGGGCAACAUCACGGCCCGGGACCCCGCCAUCAUGGGCCUGAGGAACCUUCUGAAGGUCUGCUGCACCCACGACAUCACCACCAUCACCAUCCCCCUGCUGCUGGCCCACAGCAUGUCAGAGGAGAUGACCAUCCCAUGGUGUCUGAAGAGAGCCGAGUUGGUCUUCAAGUGUGUCAAAGGCUUCAUGAUGGAGAUGGUCUCGUGGGACGGUGGGAUCUCCCGCACCGUCCAGUUCCUGGUGCCCCAGACCAUCUCUGAUGAGAUGUUCUACCAGCUCAGCAACAUGCUGCCUCAGAUCUUCAGAGUGUCCUCCCCCCUGACGCUCACCUCCAAGCACUGAGGAACCAACAAUCCCCGGAGGAACCACCACCCAACACCACCUCUGGAGGAACCACCACCCAGCACCAGCUCUAGAGGAACCACCACCCAACACCACCUCUGGAGGAAUCACCACCCAGCACCACCUCUAGAGGAACCACCACCCAACACCACCUCUGGAGGAAUCACCACCCAACGCCACCUAUAGAGGAACCAAAACCCAACACCACCUCGAGAGGAACCAACACCACCUCUAGAGGAACCAACACCCAACACCACCUCUGGAGGAACCACCACCCAACACCACCUCUAGAGGAACCAACGCCACCUCUAGAGGAAUCACCACCCCUAGAGGAACCUCCACCCAACACCACCUCGAGAGGAACCAUAAUCCUGGUGGAACCACCACCCAACACCACACACGGCCUUGCGUGCGCUAAAGGUCUUAUUCUAUCUCUAGUCCAGACUUCACAGGUCUGGCUCCUGGCACUCGGUGGUCAAUCAAAAUGUGGGACGUGCCCCGGAGAGGAACCGACCAGUCAUCCAGCACCGCCGGGGGAACAAGAUCCGCCCCUCUGGGGACCAAUUAGCACAGAGAACCAGACUCUCGCCACCGGGGGGAUAUCAGCGGUCAGCGAGGCGUGGAGGAGGGGGAGAGAUCUGUGUGGAUUGUCAGUGUCAGUCCUGAUGUUUCAGUGGUCAGAGAGAAGGGGGGGAUCUGUGUGGAUCGUCAGAAUCAGUCCUGAUGUUUCAGUGGUCAGAGAGGAGGGGGAGGUUCUGUGUGGGGCUCCAGAGCCUGUCCUGAUGUUUCAGGACCUACAAAAAAAAAACAGUAAAUGCAAUUACAAUUAUUUAAAAACAUAUGAGACGGAAUGUUUCCCGAACAGUUUUCAUGACAGUGGUGACUCAUUAUCUCUGAUAAACAUUCAUAGAUUGUAUGUAAGCUGCCCAUGGCACAAGGCUUGUGUGUGAUGUGUUUUCUCUUGCAUCAUUUUUAAUUCAAAGGUAUUUAAUGUGAUUGUGACAUCUUCUGUGAACUUGACAUGUGUUGUGUUUGUUGGAGCGUUAACCAAUCCAAUCCUAAUCCAAUGUUGUUAUGCUCCUGGAACAGACGUGUUCGUUAAUAUCUGGUCCAGAACUGUGAAUUCUCUGAUCAGGGUUUGAGAACACAUCUCCUCUGUCCCGCUCAUAAACUCGCCCCCCUGCAGUGUUUUGAAUAAAUUUGUCGCUUGGAUUGCC